Drosophila grimshawi is the source of this 4209-nucleotide messenger RNA. RefSeq lists its product as uncharacterized. The transcript has 9 exons. Bases 33 to 3878 code for a protein of 1281 amino acids. NCBI's taxonomy places the organism in Eukaryota, Metazoa, Arthropoda, Insecta, Diptera, Drosophilidae. Gene Ontology annotation, biological process: spermatogenesis. The record is from RefSeq and is a predicted model, not a curated record.
AAUCAUUUUUCUCCAUUUUGGAACUUAUUGCCAUGUCAUUGAAAGCGAAAGAAGAAUAUGAUUAUCUAAAGGAUGUCACAAUUGUGGUGCGCUCGCUAAUAAAUUCGCUCAAGCCGCCGGUUAGCUUGCAGAUGAUAGAGCGUGAUUAUUUUGCAGAGGAGCAAAAACCAAUCCCAUAUUGUCUGUUGGGCUAUAAGAAUGCACUGGAUUUGCUGGAGCAUACAAAUGAAUUCAAUUUCCAGAAAGUCGGCAAAGAAAUCUUUGUUAGCGCCAAGCACAACCCCAAAUCGGCGCACAUUGCAUCUAUGGUGCUCGGUCAGAAGAGCAGCAGAAGCAAGUCCAAGUCGAAAUUAGUGCGGUCACUAGCGGCACCAGUGCGUCACAGCGUGCGUCCAGUUGCCACUUACAACAACAAAAACGACGAAAAUAAUAACAACUGCUACAACCACAAUUACGGACAACAGGAAGUGGAACGUUUACGCAAACAACUUGAGCAGCUGCGUCAGCAACAGGAGCAACAACAGCAACACGAAUACAAGUUGCGUGAGCAGGGACGAUUGCAGCAAUUGCAGAUCAGCCAGCUGCAGCAACAACUAAAGCAGACCUCUGAGGCAGCAGCAGCCAGGCAGCAGGAGCAGGAACAGCUAAAGCGUCGUCAGACCAAAGCGGAACUGCUCACCGACCCAGUGCUCAACGAACUAAGUGAGCGAACGAGCAAAGCAGAUAAAGCAGUCAAAGCAAUCAAAGCUGCCAACCUAUCUUUGACACUAAAGCCACCAAGCUCAGCUCCUUCUGACCAGUUGCCAACUGAGAUGAAUGGGAACGCAGCUGCUGCUGCUGGAGCUGCUACUGCUUCCGCUGCAGCUGCCACACGCCACAAGCCUCAGCUGCGUCCCAUAUUGGGCAAUAGUGCGCCACAGCAGCGUCCGGCAACGAUGAUGAUAAAACCGCAUCCGACGACAGAUGCAACGACUGGAAAUAAACGCCAGCCGCAUGCACGUGCUCAAUAUUCUGGAGCACGUGGUGGCGGCAACGGUGGCGUCUCCGUCAACUAUAGACUGAAACAGCAGCAACAGACGCCGGCAGCAGCAGGAGGAGCAGGAGCAAUAGGAACAGGAGCAACAGCAGAAGAAUCUUCCAAUUUAAUAACGCCACCCGAUUCGCCAGAGGAUGCCGUCAGCAACAAGACAACGUUCAAGGCACGAAAACAACAACAGGAUGUCAAAGUGCGUCAGCCGACAUCGUCUCCCAUGCAGGCCAUGAAGCAGCCGUUGCAUCUGAGUGCCAAGUUUAAAUUUGAUCCAGCCUACGAUGCGGUCUCCUCGCUGAACCAAUACUGCGUCGCCUUCGGCUAUGCGCCGCCAGAGUAUGAGUUUCAUCAUGCGAACAAGAGCAACCGGCUGCACUGUAAGGUGCGCAUCGGGAAGAGCGUCUACAGCAGCUACCCUGAGGAGCAUGCGGACGAGGAGACGGCCAAGCAGCGCACGUCCGAGCUGGCCGUGGACCGGCUCCAGCUGCUCGAAUCGCGUAAGCAUCUCACGCUGCUCAGCGACAACGAAUUUCUCGAUGGACUCUAUCGUGAGUUGGUCAAGCAUCCGAAUGGAAUACUCAGUCACAAGCUGCCCGAGUGGUACGAGGCGACGGCGAAGCGUCAGGUGCCCAGCAACUGGUGGAGCCUUAUCGAUCUCUCGCCACAAAUGCGAAUCGAGAGCAGCGUAAAUACGCAUAUUGUGUUUGCCAAUAGCCCCGCGGCGAGUCCGACAUUGAUUGUGGCACCCACUGCGAUGCCAGAGCUGCAGUUGCCCUGGGUGGAUGGGCAGCAGGAUUGGAGCAUGUAUAUCACACACUGCGAUAAUACAACGCAUGUCUGGGCACGCCUCAUCGAGCAGAGUGCCCAAUUCGAGAAGCUGACCGCACAGCUGAAUGCGUACAUGUCGCGACCGCAGAAUCGACAACCACUGCAGCAGCAGCAGCAUCCUGUCGUGCUGGAUAUCUAUCUGGUGGAGGUCAGUGAGAAUUGGAAUCGGGUGCGUGUCAUGUCCGUGGAUGCGGAGCAGCGUCAGUGCAGCUGUCACUUUGUGGACUUUGGCGAUGAGGUGAUCAUCCAGUAUGACAUUAUCUAUUUGUGCCCGCCACAAUUUCUGGCGCUGCCCGCACAGGCUGUGUGCCUCAGCAUGUAUGCCUUGGACAAAUUCGAGGAGCAUCCGCAUGCGUUGCCCGUGCUGGCCAAAGAGCUGGCCGCGCACAGCGUUGUCACCCGCAUAAUAACCAGCGAAACGCAGUUCCUUGCCGCUGGUGGCCUGGCACAGGGUGUGCUUCUACAGCCCGAGGAGCCGGGCGAGGAGCGUGGCAAGCGGCGUGCCUGCAUCGUGGGCACGUUCUAUGACACCUCGACGGCGGAGGAUAUACAUCUCAAUGAUCUGGUGGCCAAUCAGAUAAUACGUAACACUCCUUCGCCGAUGCUCAAAUUGGAACAGAAAUCCAAUCAUGUCCUCGUGUCGCACGUGAACGAUGUGGGCGAUCUGAUGGUGCUGAUACCCAACGAUGAUCUGAGCUUCGUGCAGCGGAGCAUAACCAAAAUAAUGAGCGAUGCCAGCGAACAGCAUCGUGUCACCUACUCGGAUCUCUUGCACGAUCAGCUGACCUGCGUCUGCGAUGAGGCUGGCGAUGGCCUCAAGAAAUGGUAUCGUGGCAUGCUCACCUCGAAGCCCAAGUCACCCGAGGAGGAGGUCUUCGAGGUCUACUAUGUGGACGAUGGCCGUUUGCGCAAGACUCACAUUUCCAACAUCUAUCGCCUGGAGGCCAACAAUCUGGCACUCGCCUCAUUUCCAGCUCAAGCGUUGCGCGUCCGUCUCCACGAUGUGCCCCCCAUCGAUAACCAGAUGGUUGGACGACUCCGUGGAUUGCUCUCCCCACAGACGCCAGUGCUGCUCAAGAUAAUGGAGGGCGCCAAUGACAAGCUGCCAAUGGUGACGAUUCAUGCACGCGGCCAGGAUAGCUUGUAUUUGUGCCUGAACAGUGCCAUUCGCAUGGAGUAUGAGGUGCAAAGUACGACGCGGCUGGAACCGUUUGACGACGGCGGCCUGCAUUUCAGUGCCAGCGGUCAGUUGAUACGACGCAGCAGCUUCAGCUCCACCAUAUCCAGUCAGAACCAGAGCAGCAGCAGCGAUCUGACCCCGUCGAUGACGGCAGCAACAACAACAAGCGUUGGCAACGUCGCCUCUCCUCCGAGCACACCAAAUAAACCCAAACUCGCCACUCACUCGGUGCUGGCCAUGCUCAAGGAGUACGAGGCCAUUCCGGCGGUGGGUGUCUAUUUUGAGGUGCGUGUCGCGCUCUCCAUCAAUCCCGGUCGCUUUGCGGUGCAACCCUACAAGUACUACAAUCAGCUACAGCGUCUGAUGAAGGACUUGCAGGCACAUUGCAAAGGUCCAAGCGCUCAGCGUGUGGAGCCCAAUCAACUGGCUAUUGGUCAAGCCUACGCUGCGACAGACAACGAUGGCGUCUAUCAUCGCGUAAAUAUUCGCAAGAUUUACGAUGAAAUGAUUCAGGUGCGCUUUGUGGAUGCUGGAGACGAGGGCGUUGUGCGCUGCAACCAACUGCUGCAACUAACGCCAGAGUUUCGCGAGUUGCCCAUGAUGGCGCUGCCAGCCCAGCUACAUGGCAUCAAGCUGGAGGGCAUCGUUUGGACGCAGGAGAAUUGUGUGCGCUUUCGCAAGCUGACGCUGGGCCAGAAAUUCAUUGGCAUAGUGCGACGCGUGGACAAGCUGGAGGAUGAGCGACGUGCGCUCAGCUUGGAGCUAAUCGAUACCUCAACGCCGAAAGAUAUUAAACUGCACGAGACUCUCAUUGAGGAGAAGCAUGCGCUGCCUGCUUGAGCCUCGAGCCUUGUGCCACAAGCAAAACGAGGAUUACUAAACUAGAAACAACUCAUUUUUAUACGGCUUAACUUUUAUUAUUUGUUUUUUUUUUAACUUAUGUGGCCUACGUAGCUAUUACACGCAAGCAUAUACAUAUAUACACACACACACACACGCAUAUUUAUGAGCCCCCACAUUCCGCGACUAGUACCUAAGAUAUUGAUAUUACCAUAUACAUAUAUAUUAUAUGUUAUACACUACUAUGUUACGAAACGAUGUUGCAAGAGCAAGCGGCAAGCGCAACAAUAAAUUAUGAUUGUUUUUCUACCGAGAGAAGGGAUGCACCUGA